Molecule: messenger RNA, 5384 nt
Organism: Pantherophis guttatus
Lineage: Eukaryota; Metazoa; Chordata; Lepidosauria; Squamata; Colubridae
Product: unconventional myosin-Id
Biological process (GO): endocytosis; actin filament-based movement; actin filament organization
Cellular component (GO): actin cytoskeleton; plasma membrane; myosin complex
Molecular function (GO): microfilament motor activity; ATP binding; actin filament binding
Source: RefSeq, a predicted model, not a curated record
GCUUUUGCUCAGGCAGCCGGUGAUUACGGUGCCCGGCUCGAUUUUACAUCGCCCGUCUUUCCUGGUCGUCGAGAGGAGUGGCUGCCCAUCCCGCUGGCUUUCUGGCAGCGCCAUGGCAGAGCUGGAGAGCCUGGAGUUCGGCAAAGCAGAUUUCGUACUUCUCGACACCGUGUCUAUGCCGGAGUUCAUGGCCAAUCUCCGAUUGAGGUUUGAAAAGGGACGGAUCUACACAUUUAUUGGGGAAGUAGUUGUUUCUGUAAAUCCUUACAAGAAUUUGAACAUUUAUGGCCGUGAUACAGUUGAGCAAUACAAAGGGCGUGAGUUGUAUGAGAGGCCACCUCAUCUCUUUGCCAUCGCAGAUGCGGCAUAUAAAGCCAUGAAGAGGCGAUCAAAGGACACAUGCAUUGUAAUAUCAGGGGAAAGCGGAGCAGGUAAAACAGAAGCAAGUAAAUACAUUAUGCAGUACAUAGCUGCCAUUACCAAUGCAAGUCAGAGAGCUGAAGUUGAAAGGGUGAAGAACAUGCUGCUGAAAUCCAACUGUGUUCUGGAAGCUUUUGGCAAUGCGAAAACUAACCGUAAUGACAACUCCAGCCGCUUUGGAAAAUAUAUGGAUAUCAAUUUUGAUUUCAAAGGAGACCCCAUAGGUGGACAUAUCAAUAAUUACUUGCUGGAAAAGUCCCGGGUGAUUGUGCAGCAACUAGGAGAGAGAAACUUUCACUCCUUCUACCAGCUUCUUCAAGGAGGCUCUGAGCAGCUUCUGCGAUCUUUGAAUCUACAUAAAGAUUUAUCUGCAUAUAGCUAUAUUAGUGCUGGAACACAACCAAAGUGUGCCAUUAAUGACAGUGCAGAUUUCAAAGCUGUUGCUGAUGCAAUGAAAGUGAUUGGGUUUGGACCAGAAGAGGUUCAAACGGUGUACAAAAUCCUUGCUACCAUUCUGCAUUUGGGCAACUUGAAAUUUUCUGUGGAUGGUGAAACACCAGUGAUUGAAAAUGGCAAGCUACUAUCUGUCAUUGCAGAUCUGCUCUCAACUAAAGCUGAUAUGGUAGAGAAGGCUCUGCUUUUUCGAACUGUAGCUACUGGUCGUGAUAUCAUUGAUAAGCAACACACAGAGCAAGAAGCCACUUACGCCAAAAAUGCAUUUGCAAAGGCAAUAUAUGAGCGCCUUUUCUGCUGGAUUGUGAUGCAUAUCAAUGAUGGGAUUGCAGUGAAAGAUUACAACAGCACUGUUCACGGCAAAAACACAGUGAUUGGAGUUCUUGAUAUCUAUGGCUUUGAGAUCUUUGACAAUAACAGUUUUGAACAAUUCUGCAUUAACUACUGCAAUGAGAAGUUGCAACAGCUCUUCAUACAACUUGUUUUGAAGCAAGAACAGGAAGAAUAUCAGCGAGAGGGGAUUCCUUGGAAGCAUAUUGACUACUUCAACAACCAGAUUAUUGUUGAUCUUGUGGAGCUGCAACACAAGGGAAUCAUAGCCAAUUUGGAUGAUGCGUGCAUGAAUGUUGGAAAAGUCACAGAUGAAAUAUUCCUGGAGGCUCUUAAUAAGAAGUUGGGCAAGCAUGCUCACUUUUCCAGCAGAAAGCUUUGUGCUACAGAUAAAAACCUGGAAUUUGAUAGAGACUUUCGGAUUAAGCAUUAUGCUGGAGAUGUUAUUUAUUCGGUCACAGGAUUCAUUGAUAAAAAUAAGGACACUUUAUUUCAAGACUUCAAGCGUUUGAUGUAUAACAGUUCCAACCCUGUGCUGAAAAGGAUGUGGCCGGAAGGCAAACUGAGUAUAACAGAAGUGACCAAGCGGCCACUGACUGCUGCUACACUUUUUAAGAACUCAAUGAUUGCCUUAGUGGACAACUUGGCAUCCAAGGAGCCAUACUAUGUCCGCUGCAUUAAACCCAAUGACAAGAAGUCACCACAGCUGUUUGAUGAAGAACGAUGCAAGCAUCAAGUUGAAUAUCUUGGACUUCUGGAAAAUGUAAGAGUACGACGGGCAGGAUAUGCCUAUCGCCAAACGUAUGAAAAAUUUCUUCACAGGUACAAAAUAAUUCCUGAAUUUACUUGGCCAAAUCACAAACUACCAUCCGACAAGGAGGCUGUGAAGAAAUUGAUUGAGCACUGUGGGUUUCAAGAUGAUGUGGCAUAUGGAAAGACGAAGAUUUUUAUUCGCACACCACGAACACUCUUCACGUUGGAAGAAAUGCAUGCCAAGAUGCUUGAAUGGGUGGUUCUCUUUCUACAAAAGGUUUGGAGAGGUACAUUAGCUCGACUCCAAUACAAGAGGACCCGAGCUGCCCUCAAGAUUUUAAAAUGUUACCGUCGAUACAAAGUAAAGUCUUACAUCUGUGAGGUUGCCCGGCGAUUUCAAAAUGUGAAGUCUAUGAAAGAUUAUGGGAAGCAUGUGAAGUGGCCUAAUCCUCCAAAAGUUUUGCGACGGUUUGAAGAAGCUCUACAUGCAAUCUAUUACAGAUGGAGAGCACAUGAACUAAUCAAAAAUAUCCCACCCAAAGAUUUGCCACAAAUCAAGGGAAAAGUGGCAGCAUUGGAGUUGCUUAAGGGCCAUCGAGGGGAUAUUGGAUUGCAAAGGGUCUGGCAGGGUAACUACCUUGCAUUGAAUCCUGGUAAUUCUCAGGCUGCGGGUUCAUUCACCUCUGUUACUUCUGAGUUGCAGCGCAAGGACAAGUUCAUGAGAAUUCUUUUCUCUUCUCAAGUUCGUAAGGUAAACCGCUUCAAUAAAGUAGAAGAUCGAGCAAUUUUUAUAACUGACAGACAUCUUUAUAAGAUGGACCCCAUAAAGCACUACAAAGUGAUGAAAACUAUCCCACUGUAUAAUCUAACAGGACUGAGUGUCUCUAAUGGAAAGGAUCAGCUUGUGGUUUUCCAUACAAAAGACAACAAAGAUCUAAUUGUCUGCCUUGUCAGUAUGCAUUCACUUAAUGAGAACAGAAUUGGGGAGCUGGUUGGAGUCGUGGCAAAUCACUUCAAAAGUGAAAACCGUCGCCUGCAAGUAAACAUCACCAACCCUGUCCAGUGCAGCAUGCAUGGGCGAAAAUGCAGCAUCUCAGUGAAAACCAAAAUCAACCAAUCAGAACCAAACUUCAUCAAGGAUCGGACAGGUUUCAUCCUCUGGGUAUCUGAGAAUUAAUUUUACUCUAUCACUAAGCAUCCUUUCACAAUCUACUGAUGCUUUCAAUCUUAGUGCCUUGAGUUUUAUGGGGGAAAGGAUAUGAAAGUGUUGAUCUGUGACAUACAUCUAGACAUUGUUAAUGAAUUGAGAAUUUGAAAUGCUUCCUCCAUUAAGCCAACUAUGAUUUUAAAUUAUUGUAUGAUCCAUUGUGUACCAAAGUGGCUUUUAUUAAUGAAUUCUCCAGAUAUAUAAAAUUAUUGUAGAGCUAAUAGUUGAGAUUGCAAUGGAAGGAACCAAAAGUCUGUAUGAGAAUAAACAGAAGGACCCACUUUGGAUUUUACAAAUACCAAAUCUUAAUUUAUAAAUGGGAGAUAUUUGGGGGAAAGAGAUUUUCCCUCUCUCCCCCCCCCCCCCCUCCCCCCAUCGCCCCCAAACUCAUUUCAUAUGUUGUAGUGGGGAAAAUAGGAGAAGGGUUGAGAUAUGUUCACUGCCUUAUUUAUAAAAAUAACAAAGGUGGGAUACAAAUCUUUAAAAAUGUUUCUCAUCCCCCUUUCCUUUCAAUAUUCAGCUUGGCUCAGAUUCUCCUUCAUGAUUGAUUGUCAGAUGCUACUCCUAUUGCAAACAUUGGAGUCCAACGCUUGGGCCAAUAUAUAAUGUGCUUUCUUUGAGCAGCUGGCAUUAUUCUGGCCAGCUUAGACUUGUAGUUGCCUUUUGUUGCUUAUACAGCCCUCUGCUGAGGUGUAGUUAUAGCCUUGUUAACAGGGCUUUGUUUCUUCUUGUGCCAAAAGAAACAUGUCUUAUUUUACAUUGAUGGAGAGCACUUCCAGCAUCUUAAAACAAGGGAGGAGAUUGCUAUUUUAGACCGUUUAAAGGUAAAUAAUUGUAAACCUGACACUGCUGGACAGGUUAGGACUUAAAUAAUUAUAACUGCACACAGCCUAAGAAUAAAGCAAUGAUGGUAGAGCUAAUUGCUUCAGUAUGCCUGCUUUUGUUUUAAGUGUGUGAAGGCAGCACUUACCAUUUCUGUGAGCUGGGGCACAAAAUGGCAAACAAAUGUUGCUUAACUAGCUAGCUAGAAGUCCUACUUGCUUCUGAGUCAUUCUUUAAUAUGGCUUAUUUCCUAAGUAGGAUUAUCUGCCUCUGCCCAAGAUGAGUUAUUGCUUUUCUUUUCAAAUUAGCUUUUCAAUGAAAAGGAUUGCUAUCUCUACUCCUUUCUUUUCCCUUUCUUUUCCUAUUCAUUAGCUUAAUCUUCUAGUAUCUCCAAGUGCUCUUAAAAGGGCUUCUUCAAUCAAGUGCCUUCCAGGUAGGGAAUCUCAUUCUAAACCCCCUGAUUCCCAGCCAGAAACCAUCUGACUGUAAUUUAGGUGAAAUGAAAUGCAAUGCAGAUGGAACUUACAAGCAGAAUAGGAGUUGCCCUGGAAGAUCAAUGUAACUGUAGAAAUCUCUUCAUGUGUUUUCUUCUUCGUUUCCCCAAAUGCCAGCACAUCCAUGAUGAAAAGCAAGUGGUAGAACCUAAUCCUUCAUUUCAACUGAAAAGCAAGCUAGCUUUUGAUCAGUCCAGCUACCUAAACUGAACAUUUAUGAUCCUAUCUCUACUGCCAAUAGAAAAAUUGAUUGCCUCAAAUCCCUGGUGCCUUCAAAUGUUUACUUUCAAAGCAGCCAAAUUAGCCUCAGAAGUUUUAAAAUUAGCACUUUUAUUUAAUAUUCCAAAAUAAAGACUGGAUUUGAAUGAUGACCAAAUUUAUGAAAACUGUAUGAGUUGAAAUCUUUCCAUACCAAGAUACAAAUCUAUUAAAUUGAUUAUAUAAUGUGUAAUGAAGUAUUUUGAUUUAAAUGAAUUAACAGUAUUUCUGACUUUCUUGAUUUGUGUGCAUGGUUGUGUGGGGGUCAUACAUUAUUCUGUUUGAUUUAACAAAGGUAGUUUCUCCUACCAAAACAGGAAGAGGAAAUUCCUCCUCCUCAAGGUGCUUUGCAGAGCGCCCAGUCAACAGGGGGUAUUGAGAACUGGGCAAGGGGCUCCAGAGGGAAGAAAGUCUUAAGUGUAUGAACUGCUCAUAUGAUACUGGAUUCUAUCUUAUAUGUGUAUUUCUGGGUUUUAUCUAUAAAUUAACUAUUUCUUAAUUGUAUGCCUGAUGUUUUAAGAAUGAGGUAAUCAUGUAAUUAAUACUUUAAAAUAGUUUGCACAGAAAUAUGGACACAAAUCCUAUUCAUAAUUAAGAUGUAUUUUUGUUUACAUAAUUGAAAUAAAAGGACUCUCAUUUAUACCCAA